UUCCUUUUUUCUCUCUUUUCUGUAUAUUGCAUUGUGUUGAGUUUCAGUGUUUUGAAGCAUGGAAAUAAUCACAAGCUUGGUAGCUGAAAAGCCUGUGGUGAUAUUCAGCAAGAGCACAUGUUGCUUGAGCCAUUCCAUGACAUCACUGAUACGUAGCUUUGGGGCAAACCUUACUGUUCAUGAGCUUGAUGAGAUGGCGAAUGGCCAGCAGAUUGAAAGUGCAUUGCUUCAAAUGGGGUGCCAACCAAGUGUUCCUGCUGUGUUCAUAGGAAAACGACUCAUUGGUGGUUCUAAGAAAAUCAUGAGUCUGCAUCUCAGCAAUGAACUCAUACCACUUCUCAAGAAUGCUGGUGCUAUAUGGAUUUGAUUUCAUCACACAUCCAAGAUCAAUGCUUUAUUACGUUUUAGAGCUCGAUAAGAUGGUUUUGUAGUCAUGAUUAUGUACGUGGUUAAUUACGUUGCUUUACUAAAGUAUAUAUAUAUAUAUAUAUAUAUAUAUAUAUACAUA
This is a messenger RNA of Vigna unguiculata (cowpea), 508 nucleotides long. RefSeq names its product Thioredoxin superfamily protein. The record is from RefSeq and is a predicted model, not a curated record. Lineage: Eukaryota; Viridiplantae; Streptophyta; Magnoliopsida; Fabales; Fabaceae.